UCCGCCGAUUGGCUGUGGAGUGCCAGGUAGGGUGCUAAGAUAUACAGCCUUCUUGCUGAAGUUGGAAGUCUCCUCCCCGAUCGCAUUCCCCAAGAGAUUCUUAUCACCUGAGCUUCAUCGUCUCGAAACCUCUGAGCACAGUGCUCGGGUGGGCGGCUACGCGGCUACUCGACUCCUCUCCCGAGCGCAGAGCGGCGGUGGUCGGCAGCAGCCAUGGUCACCUACAAGGCCACCUUCCGGACGGGUACGGCCAGGUUCUCCGGGACGGACAGCACCGUGCACUGCACGCUGAUCGGCGAACACGGCAAGAGCCACCGAACCGUCAUCGACAAGUGGCUAAAGCAAGACUUGGAGAGGUGCUCGGUGGACCAAUACGACAUCCCCAGCGACAGAGACCUGGGCAGCAUUUGGUUCGUGGAGCUGGAGGUGACUCGUUACCUGGUGCCAGAUUUCUGGUUCCUGGGCAACAAUGACUGGCUCUGCUGCUCGGUGACGGUGGAGGGGCCGUCGGGGAAGAGUCUUCACUUCCCCUGCUACAGGUGGCUGGACGAGUGCACGGUCUGCCUUCGUGAGGGGACAGCUAAGAAGUUCUGUGACGACAAGUUGGCCAUCUUUCACGACCAUCGCCAGGAGGAACUGCGGGAGAGGCAGCGUCUGUACAGGUGGAGAGCUCCAGCUCCCAAUCUACCGAGGUGCAUUGACUUCGAGACAGUGGACGACCUCCCAAUGGACCUGAAGUUUAACGAUGAACGACAGCGGGAUUUCCAGUACUCAUUUCUACUGGCCAUGAAGAACCUGCGCCUGAAGCGUUUUGUGAAUAUGUUCAGACAGUCCUGGAGCUGCUUGGAGGAUUUUGAUAAUAUUUUCUGGAGCGUAGAUAGUCCUAUUGCAGUACAUGUUAAGGACCACUGGAAGGAGGACUGGUUUUUUGGGUACCAGUUCCUGAAUGGCUGCAACCCAGUGAUGAUUCGGAAGUGCAGUAAGAUCCCAGACAAUUUCCCUGUGACGGACGCCAUGGUGCAGUACUCCCUGGGCAGCUCCACGCUCCAACAGGAGGUUAAGGAUGGCAAGGUCUUCAUCGUUGACUGGAAGAUGCUGGAUGGCCUUGAUGCUAACAUCAUCAAUGGGGAACAGCAGUGCCUGGCAGCACCUAUCUGUCUCCUUCACCUGGACCGAAAGAACCGCAUGAUGCCCCUCGCUAUUCAGUUGAAGCAGACACCAGGAGUGGACAAUCCCAUCUUCCUGCCCUCGGACACUGAGCUGGACUGGCUGCUGGCCAAGAUGUGGGUGAGGACUGCGGACUUCCAAUACAGCAAUCUAAUCUCUCACCUCCUGAACACCCACCUUCUUGCCGAGACUUUCUGUGUGGCCACAAUCAGGCAGCUGCCAUCUGUGCAUCCGAUAUACAAGCUCCUACUCCCGCACACCAAGUACACGAUGCACGUCAACACACAGGCCAGGCAGGACCUGAUCGGUGAAGGAGGGAUCAUGAGCAAGUUGCUCGCCAUCGGAACCAAGGGACGCCUCUUGCUGUCUCAGCGGGAGUUCUUGGCCAUAACCUACCAGUCGCUGUGUCUCCCGGACGCCCUGGAGCUCCGUGGUGUGGCCGACCUAGAGGGUUACUACUACAAGGACGACGGACUGAGGAUAUGGUCAGCCAUACUGAGGUUUGUCGACAAGGUCGUGACCUUCUACUACCAUGAUGAUGAGGAGGUGAAGGGUGACCCUGAGCUCCAGGCCUGGAUUACAGACAUCACCGAGGUCGGACUUCAAGACUUGAAGGAUUCUGGAAUCCCGACUGAAUUCUGUUCCCGUUCAGAACUCUCCAAGUUCCUCACCAUGGUCAUCUUCACCUGCACUGUCCAACAUGCUGCUGUGAAUAAUCCACAGUUCGACUGGGAAGCCUGGGUACCCAACUCACCCUGUACGAUGAGAAGACCCCCUCCUACGGCCAAGGGCUCGGUGACGAUGGAGUACAUCAUGGCCUCUCUGCCUGACAUCUCACAGUCUAGUCUCCAGAUGUCCAUCAAAUGGGUCCUCAGCCAGAGGCUGGCUGGAAUGAUUCCCCUGGGUAACUAUGUGGAGGGAUUCUUCACCGAGGAGCAAGUGAAGGGGAUCAUCCGAGAAUUCCAGGAGGAGCUGAAGGAGAUUGAUCGCGCCGUCCAAGAUCGGAAUGAGGGGUGGGUCCUCAAAUAUGACUACCUGCAGCCGGUCAACAUCGAGAACAGCAUCACCAUCUGACCAACCGGGUGGUCAGGCUUGAGGGUGGAUGGUCAUUGUGUGCCUAAUCCUGAAUGGAAGGCUUCUGGCCACCGUAAGAUUCUCGUAGAGGCAACACAGCAGCAAAACAGUCCAUUCAGCACUUCAAGAAUCUGCUGACCAUCAACUCAAGUCUCCAGAGCAACGUUUUAUAUGUCUCACCCUGUCCCUCACCACACCCUACCCACACACUGUCCACCACUCCUUCCCAUCUCAUUAACUUCUCUACACUCUCCACCCCACUCCCACAACUCCCAGCCUCCCAACUUUCCCUAGUCUCUUUCCUGCAAAUCCUAGCCUCCCAGCUUUGCCAGAUCCUGCCCUUCCACCAUCAGCAUCUGUGCUUUCACCUGCCAAAGCCAUAGUCAUUGGAGGCCCCUGAAUACUUCUCCCACGUCCCAUCUCCCUCUGACAGAAUGGCUGCACUGAAGGAAUCCCUGUCUGUCAGGCAAGCUGGGAAUCUGCCUCCCUCGGAGAGCUGUAGAAGAAUUUCCUGAAAUUUGUAGCAGAAGCAUCCACCCCACCAUAGGAGGGAUGUUGAGGCUUUGGAGAAGUUGCAGAGGAGGUUUACCAGGAUGCUGCCUGGUUUACAGGGCAUGUGCUAUCAUGGGACACUGGAUAAACUUGGGGUGUUUUCUCUGGAGUGUCGGAAGCUGAGGGGAGAUCUGAUAGAGGUUUACAAGAUUAUGAGAGGCACAGAUAGAGUAAACAGGGAGUAUCUGUUUCCCAGGGUAGAAAUGUCUAAUACCAGAGGGCAUGUAUUGAAGGUGUGGGUGGGGGGGGAGGUUAGAUGUGAGGGGUAAUUUUUUUCCUCAGAGAAUGGUGGGUGCCUGGAAUGUGCUGCCUGGUAUGGUGGUAGAGGUAAAUACAUUAGAGGCUUUUAAGAGAUGUUCGAUUAGGUACAUGGAUGUGAGGAAGAUGGAGGGAUAUGGACAUGGUGUGGGUAGGAGGGAUUUGUGUUUGGGUGUUUUUGAUUUGCUUUUUAGCUGUUUUAGCACAGCAUUUUGGGCUGAAUUGCCUGAUCGUGCGCUGUACUGUCCUAUGUUCUGUGUUCUAUUUCCCGAAGCUCUCCCAGAAUCUUGCCCAUCACUCCUCACUCAGCUGAUCACUGCGAAUAGAAUCUGCAGAUCUUGUUUGAGGGUACGGGCUGAUUCCCAAACUCCACGGGACUCCAGUACCUGCAUUGGAAUUCUGUUCACACCUACAGAAGUUCCCCAUUGGCUCUGAUGCCACUUGGAUCAACUGGUUGCCGUAAAUAGCGCUAUUUCAAUGCAAGUCUUUUCUGCACACUCUCCUCUCCUUCGCCGUGACCCUUGGGAUAUGUGUUUCCUUUUAGCUUUCAUUAUCUGCGAGGUGAUGUCAGAUCUCGGGACUGCUGCUGCAUUAAAGGUGUGACGUCAAUGAAAGUUGUUGUCGUUGUUGUGUGUGGGGU
Mobula hypostoma (lesser devil ray) is the source of this 3691-nucleotide messenger RNA. RefSeq names its product polyunsaturated fatty acid 5-lipoxygenase-like. NCBI's taxonomy places the organism in Eukaryota, Metazoa, Chordata, Chondrichthyes, Myliobatiformes, Myliobatidae. Gene Ontology annotation, biological process: lipid oxidation; arachidonate metabolic process; hepoxilin biosynthetic process. Bases 214 to 2241 code for a protein of 675 amino acids. The record is from RefSeq and is a predicted model, not a curated record. The transcript is spliced from 14 exons. Gene Ontology annotation, molecular function: protein binding; iron ion binding; oxidoreductase activity, acting on single donors with incorporation of molecular oxygen, incorporation of two atoms of oxygen.